Podarcis muralis (Common wall lizard) is the source of this 1792-nucleotide messenger RNA. Lineage: Eukaryota; Metazoa; Chordata; Lepidosauria; Squamata; Lacertidae. The record is from RefSeq and is a predicted model, not a curated record.
AUUCGGACAGACCCUGCGCUUGGUGCCACUGAGGAGCCACCAUGGAGACCCACAAGCGGGAGAUGGAGCUGCUGAGCAACAGUAUAGCAGCCUAUGCACACAUCCGAGAUCACCCUGAGAGCUUUGGCCUUUAUUUCGUGCUGGGGGUCUGCUUUGGCCUUGUCUUGACCCUCUGCCUGCUGGUCAUCCACAUCUCAUGGCAGCCUCAGGCCAUCCCCCGCAAGCCCCGAAAAAGCCUACGCGACUUCAGUGAAGAUGAGGACGAGGAGGAUGAUGACGAUGAGGAAGAAGACACCAUUGACCAAGCGGCUUCUGAGCCCCCCUUGGCUAUGACGGAGCUGCCACUGGAGGCCCACUCCACCCCUGAUGGGACCCUCACCGUCAACGUCUUUGCCUCGGCGGAAGAGCUGGAGCGUGCCCAGCGGCUGGAGGAGCGGGAACGCAUCCUCCGGGAGAUCUGGCGCAACGGGCAGCCUGACAUCCUGGGCACAGGCACUGGCACCAUUGGCAGAGUCCAUUACUAUUGACCCAUGGUUGGCCAUGGUCACAUUCCUCAUCCGGGCAGGGUGGACUGCUACUGAACUCUUGAACCCCCUUGUCUCACCCCAAGGGAUUUAUGGUUAAUCACUUCACCCAGCCAGUAUCUCAAACAUUGCGAGACCUGCCCUGAUGCCAGAUAAGAGGCAGCCGGUAUUGCACAGGGGUGAGAGAGGAUCAAGUGACAGUGAUAAAAUGGCAAGAAGGACCAAGAUGAGUUAGUUAAACUGUUGGACAGCAAAUUCAAGGACUCUGCUCCUUUUCCUCCUGGGAACUUGAGAGGGAAGGCAGUGCAAGCCUAGUAAAGGAGCACACAGAACUAAUGCCAGUUCCUUUGUUUAUGUGUGAGGACUAUUCCUGAUUUUCACAAUGGACAUGUGUAGGGAACAUGGAAAGUGGUGUAGCAGUGCCCACUGCAGUAACAGAAAGGUACGGGGGUUGCAGUUCACCAGCCUGAACAGACCAAAGUCAGUACUUGCAUGCAGGACUCUGGCUUGCAUUGUGCUUAACUGAUUUAGUAGGCAAAAAAGGAAUAUGGUGCUCUUGGGGAGGAUUGUGGUGGCAGCAGGGGUGGUGGUGGUGUCUUCUUGCACCUGUCCAGAUACCUCUAAAGGGAUGGGUUGGAGGGAAUAGACUGCAAGGACCUUCGACCCACCUGUGCACAACCACAUACCAAGGGAGACAGAUCAACUGUGACAAAGUUCUGUAUCUCCCUUUUUCCUGGCUGUGUUGGAAGCCUGUUUUUCUCCUACCCCUCCCAAAUGGUGCUUAUUAUUUCAAGGAGUUGCAUAGGGAACAGGUAAGUGCCAACUUCAGUAUUUUUCCACACUACCAGGAAACUCCCAGUGAAUUCUCAGGGUGCAGCACUUCAUCUCAUCCCACCUUCAGCCAGGUUGAUGCACAACUGGGGUGCAUCCUGCAGGGAGGCAGCUUGGGGAUGACCCCAGCACUUCCUUUGCUGCCUGACUCCUCUCAUCCCACAAUCAGGGUGUGGUUUGACUAAGUAUUAUCAAGCAGCAGCAUUGUCCAGUGGCCUUUAUGGCUCUUUCCCCGGAUGGAAAAAAAAGGGGGGAUUAGCAACCCUCCCACUGGUCCUGUGGGGCUUUGUGCCUGGUGCCCAUGUACCCCAGAGGGGGACUCUUUCAACUUUGCACAGACCCAUGUUGUACACAGGACCUUGGUUUUUAACAGGCCGGUAAACUUUUGUGUAAAAAUGUGCCUUAUCUUUCAUAAACAUCAUUCCAGUUUUCCACAA